AAUAAAUCGUAUGGAAUUCCAAUUCUUUUAGACUAUAAAUCGAAUUUCCCCGAUUAAAUUUAAAGUUGGUCUGGUAGCACUUGUUUGUUGUUGGUUUGCGCUGAGUCCAGUUUGCGAACGAAAAUAUUCGGGGCGAGUGUGCUAAAAAAUAGGACAAGAAAAAGAUUUGUGUGCUUUAACUUUGAAAUUGUGAGCGCUAAUUAGUUGGAAAUAGAAGUAAACCGUUUGUAAAUUUAAGAAAAUUGUGUUAAGUGCGCGAUAAUGAAUGUUUUUGCUGUGCUUGCGUUUAAUUUCAUUCAAGGUGCACUCUCCGCUAGCUCGAGUCUCAUACCAGGCGGCCAUUGUCGCGAUUACAAUGGAAAACUCUAUGAAACGGGUAUGCAUUACAUGCCCGGACCGGAUUCUUGCCGUCUAUGUAUAUGUGACAGUGGCCUCCCGAAGGCCUGCAAAAUGGUGCUCUGUGAGGCAUUUAGUAAAUGCAAAUCUUUUCAAGUGGGUAGCGGCAACAACUGUUGCGAAGUGAUUUGCCUCGAUGAUCAGUUCACAGAUGGUAGUACUGAUUUUGGUAUUUGACUGGUGGCCAGUGGCAUUACAGCCACUCUGUCAUUGUCUUUACUCUUCUUUCUGGUAAAUCGUCUGAGACAGCGAAAGAUACGCGCACGUGAGAGUCGACAGAAUGCCGAAGAUCAGCGUAGUAUAGUCGGUAGCAUUGGCUAUAUAGCCGGUAAUAUGGGUUAUAUGGAGGGCAAUAUGAGCGGCAUGGAUUAUUCCUACGCUAGUGGUGCUUCACACUAUCCACUCUGGAAGCCGGCAAGUGGUUAUUUUCCGCGCGGAGAAGCGCCGCCACCAUACGAGGAGGCUGUUGCUAUUUCACAAGCGGAAGCUUUAAGUGCACAAUGCACGGUUAGUGUGGCAACAACAGCGCAUCGUGCUAUGGGCCUUAAUGCAACUGUUACACCGGUUGAGUUGACUGCCGAAAUGCGGCGCAAUAUUCAGCAGCAGCAGCAACAGCAACAACAACAACAACAGCAACAGCAACAAACGUUGGUCCAACAACAUUCAAUGCACUUACAUCAACCGGCGUCACAUCAGAGCGUUGGAGGCGUAAAUGGUAAUAGUGCCCCCGUUGCCGGCAUGUCUAACGCUACACAGACAAUGCAGCAUCAUGUUGGCGCAUUGACGUCAACAGCACAGCAGCAACAUCAUCAACAAUCACACAAUCAAAUAACUCAAAGCACAACCAACCUGAUUAAUAUUAAUAUCAAUAGUGGCGGCAAUGUGACCACUAUUGCCACGGGUGAAAAUCAUCAACCGCCGUACAGCUUGCAACACGAGAGUAGUGGCAAUGUUAUGCAGGAACCGCAGCAUCACCAACAGUUAUCACAGACAUUGCAACAUCAACAACAAUUAAUAAAUACCACUCACAUAGCCAAUAGCAGUGGUGGACGACUCCACUUAACUGCCGCCGCGCCCAGUAAUUCAAUUUGUGUACAAACACUCACUGGUGGCGGCGGCGGCGGAGUCGCCAAUUCCAGCACCCAGCAACCUUCUCAGUCUACACAAAUGCUGGGUACCAGCAAGUCGCUGAAUCAUCAUCAUCAGCAGCAGCAGCAGCAUCAUCAUAAUCAACUCACUGCAAAUGUCGCUUGCCAGGCGUUACAACAAGCAAUGGCGUCUACGAUCGGGUCACCAUCGACCAGCAACGAGUGCAGCUAUAAGAAUUGCCAUCUCAAUAUAAGCGCCAGCACCACAUCAGAGUCGCCGUCGACAUCAGCAUCGGCUGUGGCCGGAACUCAGCAGCGUCGUCCACAGCAUCGCACUAUACUUCCAAUUCAAGCCACGCAUGCGGCACAUGAUAUGUUACAGCAAUUUGUAACAGUUGCUGAUGUUGAAAUCAGCGGUGCCACCGUUGGCUAUCACUCACUACCGAGUGGCAACGGCAGUAUGGGUGGCAGUGGUAGUGAAAUCGAAAUGCUCACCUCGACUACGGUGCCUACAACAUCGCAAUAUGUUGGAUCGCCCAUUGCAGGCGCCAUUUCGACGCCGAGUAUUGAUGUGCUGUCAUUGAUGGGCGCUGAAAUCGCCACCAUCUCCAACAAUACCAGUGACUCCAUUACACAAACUACACUAAGCGCUAUUGCCGGUCCUCAUACGCUGCCCACAAAUACAAACACACAGACGCUCAAAAGUGGCAGUAGCAACGCCAACAGUCCCAGCAGUCAAAGCAGCAAAACCCCUUCCUCCUCACGCCGCUACCAUCGCACUAUACCGCGUUACUUCGCGCUCACCGAUCCGUUGAGUGGCAAAGAAGCUUAUGGCGUUGGUAAGUGUAAAUCAGAUACUAGCACACGCAUUGGCGUAAACAAUACUACGACGGCUACAACAUCUGCUCCCAAAAAACCCACGUGUCAGUGCCCGGUGCAACAUGUGCCAAUGUCAUAUAUGGCGGCUACGCAACUAACCAAUGCUGCGCAUUGUGCCAGUAAUAGCGCGCUUCUCUCGGUAUUAAGUAGCAAAUUGAACGCAGCAAGCCAGUCGUCAGCGGCAUCCCAAACGUCCUCAGCGUCAUCUACAUUAGUCACCUCGCAUGGCAACAGCAUUUCGGCGCGUUCGAACAGCGCUACUUCGUUGGGUUACUCACAACGUGCGAAAUCCUCCAAUAGUUUGCAACAACCGUCGGCCAACGAUGUGAAUAGCUUUGGUGGAGGUGGCACUUUGAAGCGCAUCAUGCACACCACUAGCACCAGCACUAGCACAGCCACUAAUAACAACAAAAACAACAAUAACAGCAAUAGCUCUGGCAGUUAUGAUACGAAAAUUGCAACUAUUUCUAAACAAGUUGGCGAUAGCGCUGCUGCAGACCUAAACGGUAGUUCAGUAGGUGGCCAUCAUCAUCACGCAGCUCAUCAUGCGCACCACGCACACCAUGCUCACAGCGUUGUUGUAUUGCCGACACAGACACAUGACGAGAGUAUGCCCAUUGUGCUGGGACGUGUGCAAAAGCGAUCUAGUGGUGAGCGCGAAAGGGAGCGUGAGCGUGCACGCAGUGCUAGUAGUGGUCGUUCCAGCACCAACAGUAACGCACACCAGUUGGAGAGUAGCGCGGCUGCGAUUUAUUUGAAUGGAAAGGGCGACGCUUACCUGAACUUUCCACAGCCACAACACUUCAACACCUUACACGCACAGCAGCAGCAGCAGCAGCACCAGCACCAGCACCACCACCAUCAACAACAACAAACCAACGAUACAAAUCCAAUAUUACCACCGAAACUACACAAAUCUCUAACGAAUUUAAAAUCUACAACAACAAACAACAAUCAUAGUAUUACGACUCCAACAACAGCGAUUUCUUGCGUUGCUGCGCCUGUUGCUGCUGCUACUGUUACCCCCACCACAACUGCCACUGCCACUGUCUCCUCGAGCUGUACAGCCGUGCAGACGAUCUACACUCUCAGUAAACCAACCACGUCCACCGCGUCCCAUUCGACGCGCAAGGAGCAUCAUAAUAACUACGAGCCAAUAAGCAACAGCGGCGGAACCAGCAGUACCAGCAAGAAUUCACCGCCAUCACUCACAUUGCCGCUAUCACCUGCGAUGGCAAGUAGCACUGGUGCUGCAAUUAACAGCAAUGGCAACGACGGUGUCAGCUCCAACACUGCUAUUGGCUCGCACUCGCACUCUACUGAGAAGUCGAGUAAAAUAAAUUCAAGCACAUUUUACCCGAUGCAAAAUAGCCACGUGACCUAUACACUGCCAAAACACAUCGGUGGAAAAGUUUCGUUGAAUAGCACCAUUGCAAGUGUGGUGAGCAAGGUGCCUUCGGUGAUCAGUAUUCCAAUCGGUGGUGGCGAAGUCGAUCUCUAUGAGUACAAUAGUGGCUGUGGUAAUAAUGUAAGUGCCACGAACAGCAAAUAUGACACUUCAGCAUCAUUAUCGAGGGGUGUCAAUGCAAAUGGACGUAGCACAACGUUGCCAAAGAUAUUGCGUGCCAAAAAACAGCAAGACAUUAGUAAUAGCAGCAACUGCAACAGUAACAGCAUUAAUAUCAAUAAUAGGUCACCACCUUCCAAUAGCAUUUCAUCUGCACCGACAAAAGCGGCAGUAUCCACAACGUCAGUGUCGCAAUGUAAUAUGCCCGCCUAUCCACAACAGUAUACUAGCCACCAUGCCAAAGAAACCAUAAGUUCAACAACAACAACAGCCAAUGCAACAACACAAUUCAAUUCCAGCGUUGUUGAUGGAAAUACAUUAUCAUCUGCCAAGCAUUUACCUGUCUGCACCACCUCUAAGAAUUGCCUCAAUCCGAAGGAGCAUUUUCUACCGAAUGACACUAGUUUGGAUGAUGAUUACUUAAGUGAGUGUGAGAAUUGUAAAAUAGCACAGAGCGCCAAAUAUUAUUUGAAUGCUGAGGAAGUGGAGGCAGCACCGCAAGAGACAAUGACACUGCAACGUAAAUCGAUGGAUGACAAUAAGGACGAGCAAGAGCAAGCAUAUUAUCGUAUUUCACAUACACUACCAACGAAUCCUAAAAAGAAUGCUCCAAUCAAAAAUAACAAUCGUGAACCAUGGUUUUCUACAAUCCCUGCUAGCUCAUCAUCCGAAGAGGAUGUCAACGAAUGAGAUUUAACGCAUUUUCUUUAAAUAAGAAGCAACAAAAAAUGGCACGCACCGAAGUAGCAAAUAAUUAUAUGUACGCACACACACAUAAGCACACUCAUGACGGAUUAGAAGUGUGGAUAUGUCAACCAUUCAGAAAAAUGCAAGUUUAAAGAGGAAAGUAAGAGUAUUAAAUGUAGUAGCUGCACAGUGAGGUAAGUCAUAGCAUAAAUACAUACACGUGUGUAUGAAUAUAUGCAAGAAUACAUAUACAAAAAGUAUUGAAAGUAGGUUAGGUUAGAUGGCUUUCAGAAGAGCCUCACAAUUUCAAUGGUAUUAAGUUGUAAAACAAAACCAAAAUUUACUGUAAAUUAACGAAAGCCAAAGGCUUUAGAAAUAUCGAACAGAAAGAGAAAAAACGUCAAAGUGUUUGAAAAAAAAAAUGAAAAAAGUACUAAGCAAUGUAUUGUUGAUUCUUCUUUUUUUACUCUUCGCACGUCUCCAUCAGUCAUUUGCGCUUUGCGUAUAUAUCAACCAAAAAUUUAUUAGUUUCAAUUAUUAUAAGCCAAGAAGAUGACGAAGAAAAGCUCAACAAAAAAACCAAAAAACAGCAAAAAAAAAAAAACGGCCGGCUUUUUGAAGUUCGGUAAAUAUUUAUAAUUAGUAUUAAAUACAAAAACGCAUUGUACAAUUAAGCGGUACCAAAAAUUUAAAGCAAAAUUUUAAUGUAUAUGUAUAGAUAAAAGUUCAUUGAUUGUGCGCUUUAAUUAAUUACUAGUUAAUAAGAAAAAAUUAUAAUUUACGUUAAAUAUUACUUUCAAAUAAGCUAAGAAAAGUUACUUGAUUCUUUACGAUUAUAAACUUCAAGCAAAAGACAAUUACUUAAGCAGCAGACACUUACGUUCUCGCACAAAAACAAUUUAUGCGUUCGGGGGAAAUUCACGUUGCUGUGGUGCAUAUUUCAGAUAUAGAAAAAAAAUUGAAUAAAAGUUAAUAUGUAGAUACGUAUAUGCUACAUAUUUAUAGUUAGUGAAAUUUUAUGGUGCAAAUUGCAAAUGUUAAUAAAAUUUUACUGCACAUAGAUAAUGGUAUUAAAAACAAUAAAAAAAUAACAUAAAAAAGUGAUUUGCAACUCAACAACCAACGUGAAUACCCUUUCGAAUCUUAUGCCACUACUGAAUUAGAUAGAAAUACAAAACAGUGUAUAUGUGAAUGCCUUGCAAUGUGUUGAUUAGUGGUUAUGCAUUGUAGAAAUUAAUUCGGCUUUAAAAGCGGUGAACUCUGUUGCGGGCAGAAAUUUGCCGAAAUCGUAUUACAAUUUUUUGGGUAAACAUUUUUUUAUUUCUUUAUUUUCUUUUUCACAAAUUUCGCUCAGCCGUCAAUUUAUUUAAAAUAAAUACUUAUAAAAAUAAGAUUUCUACGUACAUUUCGUACAUAAAUCAAUACUCUUACACUCCAGAAACUAUGAACACAAUGUAUUGGGUUGGGGAAUAAGUUCGAAGCGUUUUUACUCAAGACUUUUAUUUAAACCAAAAACAAUAAUUAUAUCAAUAAGUUAAUCAAUUAUAUUUUCGCCGUUGUUGUUUACAACCUCUUCCCACCAUUUCUCAUCUCCCAUGACGAUUCGGUACAAAAGGCGCUGUUUAUGACCGCGUGUUGCUCGAUGGCGGGCGAGAUGCUGAGAAGCAAUUGACCUUCUUCGUUUUUUUCGUUGAGCUCGUGUAGCACCCAGGCUCCCAAUUUUUCCGUAAAUCCCAUUUAAUGAAGGUGAUUGAGAAUCGUUUUAUGAUCGCAGUUAAUUUUUUUCGCCAAUUCACGACUGGUUUGGCGACCGUCCUCCUUCAAAAGUGAUUUGAGACGUUCUUUAUCGAAUUCAGAAGGCCUCCCCCUGCGAUACGUGUCAUCGACGUCAAAGUCGCCAUUUUUGAACUUUGUAAACCAUUUCCGUGCUGUAUACUCGGCGGCUUUUUGACAUCGAUGAAAAGCAAAGAAGAGCAGUUGUCGAAAAUGUUGGGUAUUCCAUUUCUAAGCCUAGUAAAAAAUCAAAUAACUCAAAAACACAAUUAACAUACAUAGUUUUGGAGAACAGAAAGAGUUCUAUCGAAUGAAUACUAUAUUCCUUUUACCUGCUUUCAGUAUAAACACAUCCCUUGUUUCUUUCCAGAGUAUUGACAGUUAAUUAAACUUCAGGCAUCGUGGGUACCAACAGAUUGCCCAUCCUUUGGAGCAUGGUUGAAAAAAAUCCGUCUAAACCUGGUGAUUUAAAUGGGUUAAAAGUUCUUAUUGCCCAUUCUAUUUUUUGCGUUGUAAUAAUGACUUUCGGGAUGUUUACUGCGUUAUU
Molecule: messenger RNA, 6937 nt
Organism: Anastrepha obliqua
Lineage: Eukaryota; Metazoa; Arthropoda; Insecta; Diptera; Tephritidae
Product: myb-like protein Q
Exons: 6
Coding region: 730-4620 (1296 amino acids)
Source: RefSeq, a predicted model, not a curated record